Messenger RNA from Eucalyptus grandis, 549 nucleotides. Its product is annotated as agamous-like MADS-box protein AGL62. The transcript has a single exon. Gene Ontology annotation, molecular function: RNA polymerase II cis-regulatory region sequence-specific DNA binding; DNA-binding transcription factor activity, RNA polymerase II-specific; protein dimerization activity. The coding region runs from base 1 to 549 and encodes 182 amino acids. Lineage: Eukaryota; Viridiplantae; Streptophyta; Magnoliopsida; Myrtales; Myrtaceae. The record is from RefSeq and is a predicted model, not a curated record. Gene Ontology annotation, biological process: regulation of transcription by RNA polymerase II.
AUGACGAAGGAGGGUGCCAAUGCUCGACGAGCUACCUUCUUAAAAUGUCAACCUGGGCUAUUGAAGGCGGCGAGUGAAUUAUAUGCUUUUUGUGCUGUUGAGAUGGCCAUUAUCGUUCUCUCUCCUGGAGGCGAGCCUUUCUAUUUUGGUCACCCUUCUGUGGACGUGGCCGUGGAUAUGCGUGAACAUCCAAAGAUGGCUAGUAUUGAUGCUACUCGACAGGCUCAAACCGAUAGGGACCAGAUCCUAAAGAAACUCAACAAACAAUAUGCCUACGUGCUCGAGCAAUUGAAAGUUGGAAUGAAAGGAGCUAAAGAGCUGGAUGACAUUAAGCCCCUGCGAAUCGAAAGCCUUAGCUUCAGCGAGCUUAUGAUAGUCGACGAAUGGCUGGAAGAUGUCGAGAAAGCAGUGGACUUGAGAAGCAUGGACCUCUUGGCCCUAGAGGCUUCAAGUUCAACUCCAUGCCCAAGGUCUACUGAUGCUUCCAUUAGAAGCGAACCGACGAUAGAUGUGAUGAUCCUCGUAAAGCAGAAGCUGGGAACUGAGUAA